Molecule: messenger RNA, 1724 nt
Organism: Cornus florida
Lineage: Eukaryota; Viridiplantae; Streptophyta; Magnoliopsida; Cornales; Cornaceae
Exons: 11
Coding region: 290-1492 (400 amino acids)
Biological process (GO): gluconeogenesis
Cellular component (GO): cytosol
Molecular function (GO): phosphoenolpyruvate carboxykinase (ATP) activity; ATP binding
Source: RefSeq, a predicted model, not a curated record
GCAGCACAAGAGUGUCUCACGCCAUUGCGGCAAGCUCUUUUUAACAUUUGCCUUCAAAGGUAGAGAGAGAGAAGAGAGAGACGAUGAGGAACCUUCUUCUCCUCAAACGAAUGGCAAAGGGCUCUUUAGUUGGAUCUUCUUCGACAUCAUCCAAUCACGCCAUCGCAGCUGCUGCUUCUGCAACCAGCUCUUUGCUUUCCUCUUCAUUUUCUUCACGACGCCAUGCAGUUUCCAUCCCAUUUGUUGAGGAGGAAGCUGAAACAAUUGUCUCUCCUAGGAGCUAUGUUUAAUGCAUAUAUUCAGGGAGUCUCCCGGAAUUUCUUAUGGUCUUAACUGGGCUCUGGCUGGAAAAGGUAUAAUUGUGAAGGAUAAAGUUUUCCGAAAUUUGAAGCCUUCUGAGCUCCAACAGAAAGGUGCAACUGUCGCAGAAACCAUGUCAAGGCUUCCAGUUCAUGUUAGAGGAAAUGUUCUUGGGGGAUCUUCAGAAAUUUCCAAGGCACAAUUUAGUAAACUUUUGAAGCAGGUUACAACACACAUAUCAUCCACCUCAGAUAUUUUCGUUCACGAUGGAGCUCUUGGCACAUCAGAAAAAUGUGAUGCAAAAGUUCGUAUUAUAAGUGAUAGUCCUUCUGCUGUACUAUCACUUUCCAGUGUUCUUUGGCGAGCCUCUACUCGUGCUGUUUCCCAUGAUUCCUGUCCUUUGACUGUCUAUGUUGCUACAUCCAUAAGUUCAAAUGCUGGGGAUAUUCUUGGUCUUGGAGCUCAAGGAAAUGAUGGUUUUGUUGCCGCUGAUGUUGAGCACUCUUCACUCAUUUUAUGCGGUAAAGCCUAUGCUGAUGCAAAUGGAACAAAAAAAGCUCUAGCUGCCUUGUCUGGACCUGUUAUAUCUUCACGGGGAGGUCUCCCUCUAUUUGCUAGGCUUCUAGUGUCUGGCGAUUCAGUAAUUCUUAUGUUUGCUCCAAAAGAUACCAUUAAAAGCUGCUCAGAUUUGUUGGUUUCGGUGGAUGCUGGUGUUAUUCUUUCUUCUCAGGGUGUUUCACCUUUAUUUCAAACUGGAAACUUGGGAAGAUCUCAUCUACUGAAAUUGCCGGAUGCUGUUAUUUUUGUUUCUUCUGAUAGUUCUGGUGUUGUUCCUUCUGUGUCAAAGAUCUCUCCCGGACAGGCAGCUUAUCAUUUCCUGGCGGGCUAUCAGAAUGGGAAGUUUGUGCCAGCAUACAGCGAGGGCCCAUCACCUUUUGACCCAUUGGAACUUUCAAAGGCUCUUCUGUCCAAGUUGGAAGACAAUCAAAUUUCAUCCUUCCUAAUUAACGUCAAUGAAGGAGAAAAGCAGACAACAGGAUCUAUUCUAGGUAAGGAUCUUGUUAAGUUGAUAGAAUCAGUCCUAUCCAAGAACAUUCCACCAUUUGAACCUAAAGGAGGAGCUCUCCUAAGAAAGUACAAGCGCUUUCUAUCGAGCAAAUUUCAAGACCUACCGGAGGGAUUCUCAUUCUGAAAUCUGUCAUUGUUAUCCUCGUUUUUGUUGUGGAGGUGUAGCUGUGAUUUCUGUUGUAAUUAAACUUUCUAGCCCUGGACAUUAGUCUGGAACCUACUUCCAAUCCACAAAAACUUAGAAUGGAGUUUCAGCUGUAAUUUUCCGGCUAAAGAUUGCGCGUCUCUUUGCUAAUUAGUCUAGAUUACUUUGAUGCAUUUGAAAAAUGAAAUAAUGUUUUGAUGAGAUAUUAAAA